AUGGAGCUUCCCGCCGUCAUCGUCCUCCUGCUAGCUGUGGCCCGGCCCAUCACCGCCCUGCAAGUCACCCCGGGGUCACGGUGUGCAGUGGAAUGUCUCGACUCGCCUGGGGGCAAUGAAUUUAGUGCCUCGGACUCGACUACGACGCCGGACGACGUCAGCUGCAGGGACCUGGACUACUCGACGACCGAUGCCGGCAUCAAGUUCAGGAAGUGCUUGGACUGCUUACAGCACAGCAACAAAGUUGAAAAGACCGAGUCGGACCUGAGGUGGUACAUAUAUAACUUGCGAUAUACCUUGACCACGUGCAUGUACGGCGCCCCCAAGACGGCCAAGAACGGAACCGUGGCAACGCAAUGCAAUACAGACAAGGCCUGCAAGGCCAUGAAGGAGCCUUUGAUCGAGCCAGGCUUCAACGGAACCCCAGACACCACAUGGGACUAUUGCACAGCGAACAACGGUGCCUUCAUGGGACCCAACCUCUCGCCAUGUAUAAGCUGUCUCCAGGCCACCGAGGGCCAGGUUUAUCUCUCCAACUUCCUAAUUGCGCUUCAGGCGGGCUGCAAACAAGCUCCCGAGGAUGGCACGCUUCUCUGUCUCAGCGGAAGCGUCUUCGCCACCUCCCCCGUCAACAUCACGGACCUUUCCGCCAACGCCCAAGGGAUCCAAUCCAGUGGCGGCCUCCCCCCCAGUGCCAUCGCUGGCAUCGCCAUAGGCGUGUUCCUCAUAUUCAUCCUCGCCGUCGCCCUCCUCAUAGUUCACUUCCGCCGCGAACGCUCCUGGGAUGAAUGGGAACAGACCUGCUACUACUCCAAGUUCCCCCCUCCAGCCGCCCACCCAGAACAGUCCGUGUCGCAGGCCUACCGCCGCUACUACACCGGCAACGCCUUCAGCGAGAAGACGCGCCCGCCGCAGCCCAACUCGAGCGGCGAACACUACGACCGCGUGGAAGCAGAGCUCGCCGCCGCAAGCCAAAAGAAGCGAGUCAACCCGGCACCGCGCAGCCACGUCCCAUCCAGCCCUACCAUCCAGAGCCACGACACCUCAGCCGCCGGCAACGUCUGCCGCCCCCGCUCAUUCCGCAACGCCACACCUACACGGACGCCCUCGCCGCCGGCAGACACCCACGCCCACCGCAGGCCAAACACACCAGACUCGUUUGCAUUGCAGGCCUAUCUCGAUGCCGCCGAGGAUUCCGCCCGGUUGGCGGCCCGAAAACCCCUCCAUCCUACCAGCUGCGCCGCGGAUUCCCGGGGCAAGAGAGUCUCGGCCCUCUCAGCCCCUUACUUGCCGCAUAUGCCCAGGCUUCGAAUACCCAAGAUAUUUGCCAGCAGGAGGGGAUCCAAGGGCGUGCGCGAGAUGCAAAUCUCGCCUCCGCUGAUGACAAACGAUCCGAGAUUUCACGAUAUACCCAUGACUGGGCCGACGGCCGUGUCGAGAGACCCAGCGCCGCCCUCGUUGGUCAACGCUGGCAGGCGAGAUAGCUACGUGGAGGUUCCUUUAAGUGGCAAGAGCACCUUGUACGGCUACUGA
Molecule: messenger RNA, 1533 nt
Organism: Metarhizium album ARSEF 1941
Lineage: Eukaryota; Fungi; Ascomycota; Sordariomycetes; Hypocreales; Clavicipitaceae
Exons: 3
Coding region: 1-1533 (510 amino acids)
Source: RefSeq, a predicted model, not a curated record